Molecule: messenger RNA, 2495 nt
Organism: Habropoda laboriosa
Lineage: Eukaryota; Metazoa; Arthropoda; Insecta; Hymenoptera; Apidae
Exons: 12
Coding region: 1-1890 (629 amino acids)
Source: RefSeq, a predicted model, not a curated record
AUGUCCGGCGGUGUCGUAUUUUUAGUUUGCAUACCUACGUUCAAUCACGAGCACGAGUUGAUCUUCGGCGAGCCCUUGAAACGAGCCAAGAAGAACGAGAAGCAAGGGAAAUCGGUGAUCGGGCCGAAAGUCGAUUUACGUCUCAGGGAAACGAGGACGAGAACUCAGCUUCUGAGGCUGAACGACGACGACGAGCUGAACGAUGUCGAUGUCAACGACGAUUCGAGAGGCAGGAGGUAUCUUCACGGUCGAGGACGCGGCAUUUCCGGUCAACGGGACAGAAACCCGGUGUUUGUGUCGAUGGAAACGGUCUUAGAGGAAUUGCUGAAGAAGCUGAAGGUGGAACACGUGGUCUGGUACAAGGACAGGAAAAACAUGUAUUAUGAGGUAAUAUUUCCGGUACCAGCUGGGGAACCAUGCGAAAAUUGCCUGCACUGUCUCACGGAAAUGGGAAUCGGCGUGAAAAUGAACUCCAUAGUAAGCGUAAUUCCGACUCAGUGCACGUACAGUGGCGUGGGGAACGUUGGAUCCAAGGCCAUCAAGGAUGAUAUUGCACGAAGACGAAAAGAGUCAGAGGACAGGAAAAAUGCUUGGAGAGGGUUCGUGGAAUCGAUACGAUCUAAAUUAACGGUGAAACAGGUCGUCGAUGGUGUUCGUAGCGGAGGUGAUCUUACAUUCGACUAUGUGGCACUGGUAUUAACUGCAGAUUGUCUGGCAGCACUGGGUCUUAUCGAGAACAGUGCAACCAAUGUCGUAGCCGCUAUGUUAGUGUCUCCUUUAAUGGGUCCGGUGAUGUCGUUAACGUUUGGAACAAUCAUAGCCGACAGAAAUCUUCAGUUUAUCGGUUUAAAGAGUUUGCUACUCGGAAUAUUCGUCUCUAUACUAUUCGGCUUUAUCUUCGGUCUAAUUCUGGGUACCACAGAGAUGCCUUGGGGUUACAACGACUGGCCAACCGAUGAAAUGAAAGGCAGAGGCAACUAUAGGUCCCUCUGGAUGGGCGUAUUAUGGGCGUUACCAUCAGGUACAGGCGUAGCCGUUGCUUUGUUGCAAGGAAGCAACGGUCCGUUAAUCGGAGUUGCUAUAUCAGCUUCUUUACUGCCACCGGUAGUAAAUUGCGGUUUAUUCUGGGCUCUCGGAUGUAUAUGGCUAAUUUAUCGACCGAUUAAAAUGCCUCACAUGAAGGGAGAGUCCUACACCGACUACAACACCUCGUACGUUUACGUGUACACCGAUUACCUGCCGGUCGAGUUCUUCUGCAACGGCAUAAUCAGCGCGUGCCUAACCUUUAUUAAUGUAAUGUGCAUCUUUAUCACGGCGAUCAUCGUGUUGAAGAUAAAGGAAGUAGCUGCACCGUAUACAUCAACACCAGAAUUACGCCGCUUCUGGGAACACGAUAUUCGCCUGGUCCGCGAUAAGAAUAUUUCACGAGAUAACAGCUCCCUAGACUCAAGUUUCUACGACGGGCUGAGCAAAACAAAACAACGCACGCUGGAACAAACGUUAAACGAGGCUGUACGUGAAGCCAUAGACGACGAAACAUUUCGGAAGGUACAAAGGUUGAGUUACGGCCCACACGGUCCAGAGGAGUUCACAUCGAAGCUCGGUCUUCAUACUAGCGGCGGUGUAAACAACGUUACAAAUAUUGAACAGAAAGGACAGGCUACGUCCAAUGGUUUAGUAAAUUCUGGAAGCACGAGCGAAGAUUUGGCCGCUCUUGAUCGAUUGAUUACGUGUCUUUUGCAACAACCGAACAACGCCACCUCCGGUCGUUUAGAUUCCUGGAGUCGAUCCCGUCGAGCAAGUGCACGCGGGUACAGGCAAUUACACAGCACAGGUAUCACUGCGGAAGGUGGUGAGGUUAGCUGUAACAUCGAUACAACGCCGCUUUAAUUGCAUAUUUACAUAAUUUCCAAUUGAGGUACAUUCGUUAAAUUGGCUGAUGCGUGUUUAGGUAACGAUCGAUCGAUAUAAAUGCCACAUUCCCGAUUCUAACACAAAUUUUAUUAAAGACAUGUAGUAUUGGAAAUUCUCGCCGCUACCUGCGCAGCCGUAAGGGACAACGGGCAACAAAAACGAGACGCGAAUCAGAGACACUUUUCCGAGGGGCCUCGGGCCUCGCGUCAAUUAUAUUCGGGAAAAAUUGAAAAUGGGAGGUGUGUAUGUACUAGGGUUGACGGGCAAUUGGCGACGAACAUGACCAAAUACGGUCAUGGAGCGAGUGUGAAAGUUGUGUGUAGUGGGAGGAAGUAAAAAAAAAAAAGGAAGGAUAAACUGAGUAUAAAUAGAGAGGGUGGCGAAUGGAAAAGAUUGUUGUCAUGGUUGUCGACGUCGUUGUAUAAAGAGUGUCUCGUAAAGAGUCGUCGAGCUUGUAUAUCGUGUUAGGUCAUUCAUAUUAAUUUUAUUCAUCUACUGUAAUAACUGUUAUUCACAUUAAAUAUAUUUAUAAACUAUUUUAUGAAAAAAAAAAAGAAAUCAACCUUUAAAGAUACCACAGA